AUGUGUCAUCUUUUCUCGGAUAUCUCCGCGGUCUGCGAUCGCCGCACCCCUGAAAGGGCGCCCGCUUCUGACAGGGUCAGCGCCCCCGCAGCGAUGGCGCUGGCGCAGCAGCGGCGCGCCGCGGUUCUGUCGUACCCGCCGUUGAAACGGCGCGGCCCGGCGGGGUCGCUGGCGCGCGUGAUCGGCGACGACGGGCUCCGCGCAGACGGACGGUCGCUGGAGGAGAGCCGCGCCGCGUUCCUCAAGGCAAAGACGGUCACACAAGCGGCAGGGUCGGCGUAUGCAGAGUUUGGCAACACCAAAGUGAUUGUUUCAGUCUUUGGCCCAAGGGAGAGUCGCAAGGCGGAGCAAUCGGUGGGGGGGAAGGGGCGCCUCAAAUGUGAUGUCAGAAUUGCACCCUUUGCCACGCCCAACCGGAACAGCAGCACGCAGGGAGCAGAGGAGCGGUUAGCAAGCGAGGUGGAGAGUGCGCUACUGCCGGCUAUUCAGUUGCACCUCUUCCCCAAGGCCACGCUUGACGUCUCGCUGCUGCUGCUGGAGUCUGGCGGAGCUGACGUGGCAGUGAUGAUCACAGCAGCGUCCAUGGCGCUGGCAGAUGCAGGCGUGCACCUCAACGACCUGGUUACUGCAUCGGUUGUGUCUCGCCCGUCUCUCAUGCAUUUCCAACUGGAAUCCUCACCUAUCUCUCAUGCACCACUCACCAUCCUUCCUGUUCUUGCUCUCCGCACCUACGUUCCUCCCUUCCCGGCCUCCUCUCCAACAUCAAAUCAGAGCAUCUGUCGUGGCGACCUACUAUUGGACCCCAGUUCUAAGGAGGAGCGGGUGGAGGAGGGGCGGGUGGUGGUGGCGCUGAUGCCAUCACUAAACGAGGUGGUGCUGUGCAAUGUCACCGGGAACAUGUCGGUCAAACGAGUCAAUGAAGCGGUGGAGCUGGGUAUUGCUGGGUGCAUGAGACUAGAUGAAGUGUUACGAGCUACACUCAGGGACGAAGCAGCAGCUGCUUUAACAUGA
Messenger RNA from Closterium sp. Yama58-4, 1011 nucleotides. The record is from the annotation of a GenBank genome assembly. NCBI's taxonomy places the organism in Eukaryota, Viridiplantae, Streptophyta, Zygnematophyceae, Desmidiales, Closteriaceae.